Grammomys surdaster is the source of this 7318-nucleotide messenger RNA. RefSeq names its product SR-related CTD associated factor 11 (gene Scaf11). Gene Ontology annotation, biological process: spliceosomal complex assembly. Bases 121 to 4443 code for a protein of 1440 amino acids. The transcript has 15 exons. NCBI's taxonomy places the organism in Eukaryota, Metazoa, Chordata, Mammalia, Rodentia, Muridae. Gene Ontology annotation, molecular function: RNA binding. The record is from RefSeq and is a predicted model, not a curated record.
CCGAGGAGUCCAUGGUGCAGAACUUAGCGGCGAACUGACGGAGACCGGGCCUCCUGCGCUGGCGCGGCCGCCGGAACGACGCCUGGACCUCGGCCUGAGGAAACUCCUUCACAAGGAGAGAUGAAGAAGAAAUCUGUAUAUAAUCAGAAUGUGGGUGAUCAGGAGUGUGAAGAUAUGGAAGGUGAAGAAAAUAGAGAUAAUGCUGAUACCUCUGGCUUACUGUACAGUGAAGCAGACAGAUGUCCAAUAUGUCUUAGUUGCCUAUUAGGGAAGGAAGUUGGUUUUCCAGAAAGUUGUAAUCAUGUCUUCUGUAUGGCCUGUAUUCUUAAAUGGGCAGAGAUAUUGGCUUCUUGUCCAAUCGAUCGGAAACCGAUCAGUGCAGUGUUUGAACUCAGUGCAUUUGAAGGUUGUGCUAAGAUUCAAGUAAAAAGAUGGUUGAGAGAAAUAGACGACAAGGAAAAUGAAAGGUCUUUUAAGAAACAACUUUUAUAUCAUGACAGUUCCAAAAGCGACAAAAGAAAAAGAAACACCGUAAGAGAACAUCUAUCAUGUGAAAGGUCUGAUGACUUGAAGGUGUUGUAUAGAAACUUUUCAAACAAUAAAAUGGGUGGAAAGAAAAAUGCUACAGUAAAGACAAAUAAGGUUCAAAGAUCAAAUCAGUGUACAGAUUCUUGUAUCAAAAAUGACACAUCGGGUGUGCUUUCCUGUGGCAGCCACAGUUGGGGACCUCACACCGACAGAGCUUCCUGUACAGAAUCUAUAGAAGUCAAUGAAGUCAGUGCAUUGAUGAGGCAGAAACGACAGGAACUGGAGUUGUCAUGGUUUCCUAAUACAUUACCUGGAAAUGGAAGAGUUGGCUCUGUACCCUGGAGUGUGGAGACAGCAGUUCUUCCUCUGGUUUCCUCGGUGUUGCCAAGGAUGAUUUUUCCAGCAAGUACCAUGUCACUAGAAAAUUUUGGAACUUCUCAUAAGGGAUAUGCAUUAGCACAUACCCAAGGAGGAGGAGAAAAAAAGCAGACUUCAGGCACAUCAAACACCAGAGGAUCAAGACGAAAAACGGCAGCAACUGCUCCUACAAGGAGGUCCACACGCAACACACGAGCUGAGACAGUCAGUCAGUCCCAGAAGUCCCCAGUGUCAAACUACUCUGAGUGUGAUGCCCCAGGGAAUAGUAAUUCCUCUGUAAGUAUUUCCUCUCCAGCUGAACCAGAAAAGCAAACAAGACAGGCUCCAAAACGGAAGUCUGUAAGGAGAGGAAGAAAACCACCUUUACUGAAAAAGAAACUUCGGAAAUCUGUGCCUCCUGCUGAAAAAACAACAUCUAGUGAUUCCGUAGAAGAAGAAACUGUGGACUCUGACACUCCACCUGUGUUGGAGAAAGAGCAACAGUCAUGUGUAGAAAGUAGUAGCAUUUGCUCUGUUCACACAGAUGAAGAGAAUCAUUUGGCUAAGUGCAGUGAACAAACAGAAGAAAAUGAACAAACCAAGAAUCAUGAGAUUGAGGAACAAACAGAAAUAUUAAAUUCUGAAUCCUGCACUCAGUAUCCUCCUGUGCUUGUUGGAGAGGAUACAGGGAUAGAGGCUAAGGAGUUAUGUGUAGACCAUGAUAUUUCUACUGAUACUUCUCUAAGAGGAAGUGAUCCAUUAGAAAAUCAAGAGCAGGUGUCUGGAAGCUCAGAGUCAGAGGUACAGGCACUUGCAUGUACAGAGAGUCCUCCUGAAGAUUUUCUUACACAUCCACUUUCUGACAUUGAAGAACACCAACCAGUGUCCAGUCCCCUGGGUGAAGUAUCUGAUAGCACUGCACCAGUGGUCAGUGAUGAGGGGACAGAGGAAAGUCUCAUAGUAGAAAGUACUGAUUUGAACAAUUCUGUAGUAAACACAGAAGCGUUUGUAGAGAGCCCCAAAAUGGAAUCUUCUGAAGGUGAAAUUCCACAGAGACUGGACAGACACUGUGUUCCCAGCCCAGACGCUGAGUUGCCUGAGCACAUUCAAACAGAAAAUACAGAAAUAAUUCCAACAUGUGGCACUUCAGAAAAUGAAAGUUCUGGUGUUGUUCAAGAUUGUGAAGAUAACUUAUUAAAACAUAAUCAUGACAACACCCAAUUGGAUAUAUCCUUAGAAGAAAAGGCAGACUCUCUGGUUGAACAUCCCACCCAUGCAGAGUUACCUCACAAAGAGGUUGAACAGAGUGAGAAACAUUUCAGUGAAGAUAAUAAUGAAACAGUUCCUAUGGAGUGCGAUUCCUUCUGUAGUGACCAGAAUGAAUCUGAAGUAGAGUCAUUGGCAAAUACUGACUCUAAACAAUUGAGUGAAAAUUCUGUGUCGCACAGUUCUGACAACAAGCUGUCUUCUGAUCCUGUUAUCGAGAAGGAUCCUGUUAUCGAAACUGUAGCUCAGCCAGCUGAGAGCCUAGUGGAUAAAGCCCCAAAGCCUCGUACUCGAAGAUCUAGGUUCCACUCUCCAUCUACAACUUGGUCUCCCAAUAAAGAUGCUGCACAAGAGAAGAGGCGUGCUCAGUCUCCAUCUCCAAAAAGAGAGACUGCGACAGAACGUAAGAAUUCCCAGUCACCGUCACCCAAGAGAGAGCCUGCCAGAGGACGGAGAAAAUCUCGUUCUCUCUCACCGAAAAAAGAUGUAGCAAGAGAAAGGAGGCAGUCUCGGUCUCCAAAGAGAGAGAAUGCUAGGGAAGCUAAAAGGUCUGAGUCAGGCUCCCCAAGAAGAGAUACUUCUAGAGAGAACCAGAGGUCUCAGUCCAGAGUGAAAGAUUCUUCCUCAAGAGAAAAGUCUAGGUCCCGGAGCAGAGAAAGAGAAAGUGACAGAGACGCUCAGAGGAGAGACCGAGACAGAGAGAGGAGAGCUAGAAGACGGUCUCGGUCCAGAUCUCGCUCUCGAUCGCCAUCAAGAGUAAGAACAAAAAGUAAGAGUAGUUCGUCAUUUGGUAGAAAUGAAAGAGAUAAUUACUCUCCUCGGUGGAAGGAAAGAUGGACAAAUGAUGGUUGGAGGUGUCCCAGAGGAAAUGACCGGUACCGGAGGAGUGAUUCAGAGAAACAGAAUGAAAAUACAAGAAAUGAAAAAAAUGACAUCACUGCAGAUACUAAUGAUCCAAGUUCCACAGAUAAGCAUAGAAAUGACUGUCCCAGUUGGGUAACAGAAAAAAUAAACUCUGGGCCAGAUCCAAGGACCAGAAAUCCAGAAAAGUUAAAAGAUUCCCACUGGGAAGAAAACAGAAAUGAAAAUUCAGGGAAUUCUUGGACUAAAAACUUUGGCCCAGGCUGGAUGCCCAGCCGUGGUCGAGGUAGCCGUGGGAAAGGUGCUUACAGAGGUAGUUUUGCCUGUAGUAGUGAUCAGAGCGAGAACAGGUGGCAAAGCCGUACCCCCCUCUCAGGGGGCGACUCUUUCAAGUCUGUGGAGCAGCAGCCCUGUAAGCGGAAAAAUGAGCAAGAUCUGUCCUUCGGCACGCCAGCGGACAGGUCGGGGUGGACAUCUGCAUCUAGCUGGGCAGUAAGAAAGACUCUGCCAGCAGAUGUGCAGAACUACUACUCUCGGCGUGGCAGGAAUUCUUCAGGACCACAGUCUGCGUGGAUGAGACAGGAAGAGGAAACACCUGAGCAGGAUUCUAACUUAAAAGACCAAACAAAUCAAGUUGAUGGUUCUCAGCUGCCUGUAAAUAUGAUGCAGCCACACAUGAGCGUACUGCAGCCUCCAGUGAAUGCCCAGCAUCAGCCUAUGGGUAUCUUCCCAUACCCAGUGGGUGUUCAUGCUCCUAUGAUGAACAUGCAGCGGAACCCAUUCACCAUGCACCCUCCAAUGCCCCUGCAUCUCCACACAGGAGUACCUCUCAUGCAGGUUGCAGCCCCUGCAAGUAUACCUCAGGGACCGCCACCACCACCUCCUCCCCCACCGUCCCAGCAGGUCAGCUACAUCGUGUCACAACCAGAUGGGAAACAAGUGCAGGGCAUUUCGAGUGCUUCUCAUGUAAGUAAUAACAUGAAUACACAAGUGUUGCCUGCUCCGUCAGCAGCCCCAGCAAACAUGGGAUCAGUUCAGGGACCAAGUUCUGGUAAUACUUCGUCAUCAAGUCACGUCCAAGCCUCUAACGCUGCUGUAAAAUUGGCAGAAAGCAAAGUAAGUGUUACAGUGGAAGCCAGCGCAGAUAGCUCGAGGACAGACAAGAAAUUGCAAAUUCAAGAGAAAGCAGCACAGGAGGUGAAACUGGCUAUUAAGCCAUUUUAUCAGAAUAAAGACAUCACUAAGGAAGAGUACAAAGAGAUCGUGCGGAAGGCAGUGGACAAAGUUUGUCAUAGUAAGAGCGGAGAAGUAAAUUCUACUAAAGUGGCAAAUCUGGUUAAAGCAUACGUAGACAAGUACAAAUACUCACGGAAGGGAAGCCAGAAGAAAACUCUGGAAGAACCCAUGUCAACGGAAAAAAAUAUAGGCUGACAGGAGGAGCACUGUCAAGGACACUGUCGCAAUGUCUAUAAAGUGCAAUUCAGCGUGUACCUUACUGAGAUUAUACACAACUGUGAUGGAAAUCUGGUUUUGAUAAAAUUAUUUUUUUUAUUGUAGGAUAUGUUUUGUUCAAAAUACAGCUGUGCACUGCAACUUCUAUAUCUUACCCCAAACCCCAAUAAAACAAAUUCAAGGGAAAACCAAGGGUGUAAUGGAAUGUGCGUUUUUAUCAGGAAUGUGCUCUGAUGUGGAUACUGAAAAAUGGAUAGCUUUUUAGGAGAACAGUGGAAUGCAUAAACCAGAAACUUGUGGAAGAGAUGUCUAUAUCUCUGUAUAAUACAUUUAUUCUGUCAGGCUGAAAAAGUGUGAUGUUAGGACCUCGCCCCUUCUCACUGUAGACAUUUAAACAGUGUAUGACUACUAAAUACAUCUAACACUAGUAGAACAUGCUAAGUACAGGUCCCAGAUACAUUUUUGUGAAGCACAUAUCUGAGUGAGUGGCUUAGAUAGAAGCAAAUCAUCACGAGUAAGAAUUAGCCUCAGACCUGCAGGCACCCCUCACCUUUUCAUCACCAGGUAAAAGGUCACACUGUGCAGCUUUUGUGCUCUUCUCUCCCAAUCUAGGAAAAAGAAAGUUAGUGGUUUGAUGUGCUACAUUACAACUUUGCAGCUCACAGCUUUGUUGAAUUCAGAAGACUAAUUUGGGAAAAAGCUACUUCUUUAAAAAACAAAACCAAACCCAGCUGUGCUCUUCCCUAUACCUUCCUAUAUACAUCAGUGAUGUUAGAUUAUUUGUGCCAACUAGAGAAAGGCUCCCUUUGGGAGGGCUAGCAUGGAAUACAAGACCUGCUUCCUUGGCUUCAGGUUGCUGCUCCCCUUGUCAUGGUAUCAUAGUGAGAUUCUUCCCACACUUAAGAAGUUCCCUAAUGGUUUACAGUGAAUAAAGUGUUAAUUUGUUAAAGUGUGUCUGACAGAAGAAAGGAAGAUUAAUAGCAUUAAAAGUAAUGCUAUUUUUUACAUAGGUAUAAGGGACUAGAGUUUUUUGGUUUUUGGGUUUUUUUUUUAAAAGCAUUGAGAUAUGUUAAUAUGCUGAUGCUUAUGAAAAGUAAGUUCGCAGCGCUUAUGGCACUGUUACUUUGAUUGACAUCUAGAAAGAAAAGCCUGUCUAUGACAAACUUUGAUCGCAGUUACAAUUUUCAAUAGAUACUAAAUAGCUGAGAUGCCGUCCCAGUAAUAUGGUGAUGGAUCAGGGUAAGCUCACUGAGGCCUUCCAUUCACUAACAAGGACAGCGGUCAGUCGCUGUGAGACUGUACUAGAGUACAGGCAAACAUAAUGCUUUCUAUCUAGCUUUGAAAGGAAGGCUAAUUUUGAGAUUUUAGCCCAUAGUGAGUACACUAGGAACAAGCUUUGUUAGGUUAUGGUUACAGUCCUAAGACAUUUCCAAAAGGUUUUGAUCUUCAUUUCUACAUUUCUUGGCAUUUAUGAUGUAACAUUUUACAUUUUUAAUUAAAGUUUGUGUUUAGAUUAUGAUGGCAGAAGAAGUUUGGAAGACAGUUCCAAACACCAGUGGCACGCCGUGUUCUUUCAGUUCAGGGUCCCUGAACAGUGGUACGAACUUGGUGUGGCAGCGCUGUCUGUCCUCAUUAGUGAUGCAGCACAUGCGCUCCCUGCAUUGUUCUGCUGACUCCUGGGGGUUAAAUGUCGACUUAAGUUUUGUUUUAUACCAUUUAGCUCUUGCUAAACAUGUGUUAGCGUUUGGGGGAAAAGUGGAGGUUGUGUGAAGUGUUAAGGGCCCAUGCUUUGUAGAGCUCCACUGUUGUUGAAAUUAAACAGGUAUGUGUUCUGUAUCUGGUAGGGCACUUCAGAAUAAUUAUUCAGAAUAGCUAACUAUUCAGAAUAGCUGCUUAUUUCUAAUAUAUUCUAACACUAGAAUAUAUUCUGACUGGAUUAGAAAUGUAUUAGAAAUAUAUUCAGACUGAAGUAGAAAACGCAUGCUUUGUGUUAAAAAAGAGCAUUCCUUUUGCAUUCUUGGGCUUUUUUUUUUCCUCUCAGAAAUCCACAUUAGUUUUGCACGUAUAUGAACUUAACACAGUUUGGGGGAUUGCAGGUCCUCUUGGUUGUUACUCAGUAUUGACUUGGCCUUUGGAGCCAUGGACCCUUUAACUUGCCAGUCACAGGGAUCCAUGUGUUGGGUUGUAGAAACGCCAGGAUAUGCACUCAUUAUUUAACAUUCCAAAGGUUUUGUAAUUGUUUGUUGCUAUUCUGGUAACUGGCUGCUACGUCUUCUCCAUUAUCUGCCUUCAAAUGGCCAUGAUGUGUUCCGCUGACCAUUCCACCCAGAGCCGUGGCUUCAAGCACAGUGGCUGCCCUGAGUUUGAGACAGUAUGACUUGCAGUGUUGUCUGCUGAAACACUUUAAAGCCAGAUUGUGGUCUGUAAUAUAUCCUAAUACUUUUUUUUUUUGCUAAACAAAGUAGUAUCUUUAAAAUUUUAUUAAGUUUUCUGAGAAAUGAUGACUUUUAUAUCAAUUUAAACCAUUUCCAAUGUGUUGAAGUAUUUCUUGGAUUUUUACCAAAGUAAUGAGCAUCAUGAUCACAUUAAUAUCUAGGCAAUAAAAAGGUCAGAGUUAGCUAUAAACAUAUAUUUUAAUAGUUUUCCUAAUUAAAUUAAUCACUGUAGGAAAUUUAAAACACUGAGUAAUUUCUAAAGAUGGAAGAGACUGGAAAGCAAAAAGAAAUUCUGUAAUUCUACCAAAGUUAACUUCUUCCAAGCCUGGCUUCAAUGCACAUUAUAUGUUAUGACCUAUUCUUUUCAAUUAAUGUAUUGAGAAUAUUCCAUUUUAAUAAAAAUUAACUUGACAGCAUGA